CGCAGAACGCAGAUGCAGAUUGAUUGAUGUGCUUGUGAUAAGGUUGUGUGAUAAAAAAAUAAUUUCAAUUCAUUUUCAAAUUUCAAUUUUCUAAUUAUUUUAUUUUACAAGAAUUUGAUUGAAUUUAAUUUAAAGACCAAAAUGUACUGUGUAAUGAGAAGUUUAUGUAACAAAAAUGUCAUCCAGACCCAGAGAGUCACCCAACGACUUUUAACAACACGUCCAGUAGCCUCUAAUGUUAUUGCAAAUGAAACAUUUGAAGAGAAAAAUGCCAGACUCAAGCGACCGCUAUCGCCGCAUUUAUCUAUUUAUAAACCGCAAAUAACUUCGAUGUUGUCUAUCAGUCAUCGAAUUUCGGGAGUGAUACUUUUCGGAUACGCUUUUGCGAUCGGCGGAUGUGAAGUAUUUGAAGUCACUGAUAGUGUUAUAUUGUUCCUGCAAUCAUUGAAUUUAUCCUCAGCUACGUGGAUUGGCGUUAAAACACUUGUAUCGAUGCCUUUAACGUUUCAUAUUGGCAAUGGAAUCAGACAUUUGGUAUGGGAUGCUGGUGUGGCGCUGACAAAUAAAGGCGUGAACAUCACCGGUUAUGGUGUUCUAGCUCUUACUAUUUUGCUCGGUUUAGGUUUGGCUAAUCUGUAAUGAUUUGUUAAUGGUGUACAUAUGCAAAAUGUAGUUAAAAUAUAUUUCAAAUUUAAGCGUA
This is a messenger RNA of Planococcus citri (citrus mealybug), 700 nucleotides long. RefSeq names its product succinate dehydrogenase cytochrome b556 subunit-like. Gene Ontology annotation, biological process: tricarboxylic acid cycle; mitochondrial electron transport, succinate to ubiquinone. The record is from RefSeq and is a predicted model, not a curated record. Gene Ontology annotation, molecular function: oxidoreductase activity, acting on the CH-CH group of donors; electron transfer activity. The transcript is spliced from 5 exons. Bases 142 to 639 code for a protein of 165 amino acids. Gene Ontology annotation, cellular component: membrane. NCBI's taxonomy places the organism in Eukaryota, Metazoa, Arthropoda, Insecta, Hemiptera, Pseudococcidae.